UGUAACUGUGGUAAAUCAAUGGAUGUAUAUUUAGGCUAAACAACUAAUAGUAUACUAACAGAGAGUUCAAUGAAUGUAUUACCUACUGUAUAUACAUUAAGUAACGAUGAUAACACAAAAUUAGUCAAUAAAAACAAUGACGUAUAUAAAAAUGGCAAUUAGCUUAUAUCACGAAGAAACAUAAUAAAAGAAAUAUUAUUAAAAGCAAAGAACAGAAAUAAACCAUCUAUGCAAAGAAAAUAUCCUUUAUUUAAUAUAAUAGAUUUAUUUCUUGAAAAAGAUAUGUACAACCAUUUAGUUAAUAUAGAUAAAAUAAAGAAUAACAAGAAAAUUAAUAAAGAGGCUGAAAAAUUAAUGAUAUAUAGAAAGAUAUAUUCAGGAGUUAUUAAAUCCUUUUUAGUUCUAUUAAUAAUAUAAUUAUUUUUAUAUUUAUUAUAUUUGCUUUUUAAUUUUUACCCGAGAUAAACAUAAUAAUUCAAUGGAUAUUCAGCAUAAAGGAGUAGUAUUUUGUUAAUUCCAAUAUUAUUAGCAAUUUUUGUACUUUUACUAUUUGUGGAACUCUUAAUUGUAUCCGGUAUUAAUUAUAGCUCAAAAAGUAUUAAAAAACCAAAUAAUUCCGAAAUAUGUUAUAAAACUGUUAAUACCUGUGGUGAGAAAAACAUUUGA
Plasmodium malariae is the source of this 666-nucleotide messenger RNA. NCBI's taxonomy places the organism in Eukaryota, Apicomplexa, Aconoidasida, Haemosporida, Plasmodiidae. The record is from the annotation of a RefSeq genome assembly.